CAGUAUUAUUACAGAACCUAAAAAUAGUUUCUACAAAGCAACUCCAACAAUUUAUCAAGUUUAAACAAACAAACAAACAGUUUUUUUGUAUAUUUCACUAUUUAUAUCGCCGGUAAUCAUAUAUUUUCUGUAAAAACCAAGUGUUGUGUGUUGUUUUAAAAAUUUAAAACAUUAAAAUGAUUAUGGAAUCAAAAACUACAAGUAAAACUAGCUGCCUGAAAGCGUUACUUCUAAGAGCCUGGCGAGAACGUUGGUCGGAUGUUCAAUGGGGCAUCAACAUAAAAACUGUCCUACCAAGAGGAGUCUCUGGAGAUGUCUACAACCUCGCAGAUUGUAUCCUGCAACAAGCAGUGGUUGGUUCUGGUGCAAAUCAACUUGUCCUCAGCUAUCUUAAACACUCUCUCAGUGCUCAACUUGUAUCACAUGCAGCUGUCUUAUCCAGGGUUGCAAAAUUCUCUCAAUUCCACAAAACCCAUUGUGUCAGCUCCUUACUGGACUUCCUAGAAGGUAUGCUUCCUGGUAUAACUUGCUGUGGCAAGUCUGAAGAGACAAAACUAGCAGGAAGUGUCCUUGCAACUACUAUUUGGCUAUUAGAAGUAGUUCAAAACGUCCCAGAGCUGGCUAAGAAGUCUGUCAGCAUCAUGCAGUCACUGCUCUCUGACAAAUUCUACAUGGCAAUGAUGUGUUUGGCCAGGAGUAGUGAGAUUGAAGUGUUUGAUGAGAUGUGCAAGCUCAUCAAGGAAAUUGAAGCUGAGGGUUUGGCUGAAAUAGCUGCUGUGUUAGCAAGGAUUGACACCAAUGUGCUGGCACCUGUUGCAAGUGGUGAUCCUGGUCCUUGUUCAUUGAUCCAGGCAUGGUUAUCAAUACAAAUGUUGGCAAAUCCAGGCACACCAGUUGAAAUUAUUGCACAGAGAUUGAGACUGUUUCAAACACUUUUGGGGAUUAGUGAUGCAAGGAUGAGUAGUGAGUUAAUGAGGGGAAGUUUUCUUUGCUUAAAUGAUGUGAGCAAUACUCAGCAUGAAAGUCAAUGGGGGGCAUUUACAUUUAUUAAAGUUCCAAAUGUUCUUGCACACAUGAAUCUACAUGAUAGUAUUCUGUCUGGAUUGGAGAUGUUACUUCAACAUUCACCUCUUCUAGAUUACAUGGACACCCAGUAUUCAUGUUCCAGUUUUGAAUGUCUAUUAACAGAGCUUCUAAAACUUAAAUUAAUAACUGAUCAACAAUCACAAAUGUUAUUAAAUCGUCGGCAACCAAUUGCACUACCAAAAGUUGAUGGAACACCAGGAAUCCCAAAAGUAAUUAUUUGCGCAGAACCUACUUUAACUGGUAUUUUAAAGACUCUCUCAACUGAUUAUCACAAAAUGCAAGACGCUUUAUUGGGCAUGCUACAUCAGAUUCUUGCGGGUAAAAGUUUUGAACUUAUUCUCGCGGUUGCCACCGUCCAAGGACAACUGAAAACAUUCGUUCAACGUUUGAUACGUUUCAAUGAAUACCUAAAAGUAUCCUCAGAUAAAUCGAAAAGUCAAUUGUUUGAUAUUUCCUUCUUAAUGCUUGUCGCAAUUGUUCAAAUGUAUGGUGCAGAAGUUGUCCUUGACACAAACGGCGAUUCUCUCUUUGAAAACUGGGUUUCCACUUGUAUGGUGGAAGCAAAACGACCAAAAGCACCAGGACAAUUGCUAAAACGUUGUAAUCCAGCGACUGUAGAGCAAUUAAUUCGACAAUUCAACAGUGGAGACUCAGAACUUGUUAAUUCAAGUUGGCAUGAUGUACUUUUUAACAUGUCCGGUGUCAUGAGAGAAGUAUUAAUUGCAUGGGAACAAGGUGUUCUUGCACCAUCAGAUGUUAAACGAAUCUUGGACGCAAUUCGUGGUAAAAUGUGUAGUUUACCACUGGCUGCAGCUGCCUGGCUAUGUGCUUACAUGCGCACAGCACAUAAAGACACCAUUUUGAAACCGGUAAACAUGGUACAACAACUUUUAACACCUCCUGAGGAUGGCGGUGAUGAACGGUGGCAGCUCACAUCGGAAAUAAUCCGUAAAAUGCAGCGGGACAUUCAAUUGCCAAUACCGCCAAAAAGUGGACAACAUUUGGUAUCAAAGCAACCCGCAAUGGAACAAUUGAACAACGCUUGGACAUCCGCUAUUGACCGUGGCUGGCUUGAUUGUACAUCUGCACGAAACAUUCAUUGUCUUUAUGAUACAGCAGGUUCACACUGGUUUGUCAACGCAAUUAUCCAGCAAUUAAUGAAGUUGCGCUACAAAGAUCAACUCGAACGCGGUACGGAGAUUGCCCUGGCUGCUUUUCAUGUAGAUAUAAGAAACUGUACGAUAGAUUUGUUAACGCAUUCUUUGCCACAAUUUUUAUACAAUUCUCUGCAAAGUGAGAAUUUAAUGGAGCCGCAGUUAUCUGCGCUGGCGAAGUUGGCUAGCUUUUCAGUGUACGCUGCCCUAGAUGAACCUCCAUGUGAUGAACCACCUGCGAAGAAACCGAAAAGCGUUGAUAGUGUGCUUGAUGCAUUGAAUAACUUAUUAUCUAGUUUUAGGUCGCACAUGCAGGACGGAAACAUCACGCAGCAAACUUAUUUUACGUUUCAUUUGUUGGAAACGUUGGUUGAUGUGCGUGCAACAACGACGAAUCGUGUUGUCUUGAGUGCGAUUUCUUCCAAGUUAGUAUCUGAAUUAUUACAUACUUUGCCCGAAAUGUUUGCGCCAAGUUUGAUUGUCAAGUUGCAUGAUUCCCAAACGGUUCAGGGAAGAGCUAACAUGGCUAAAGAUUUAUGUACGCUAAGAAAUUAUCAAUUAAGGCAUGUAAUUGCACCGUAAUUCCAUUUUUAAAUAAAUGGAUUCAAAUUCGUCAA
This is a messenger RNA of Dalotia coriaria, 2857 nucleotides long. It is a transcript of the gene MED24, whose product is annotated as mediator complex subunit 24. NCBI's taxonomy places the organism in Eukaryota, Metazoa, Arthropoda, Insecta, Coleoptera, Staphylinidae. Gene Ontology annotation, molecular function: transcription coregulator activity. The coding region runs from base 177 to 2822 and encodes 881 amino acids. The transcript is spliced from 3 exons. Gene Ontology annotation, cellular component: mediator complex. The record is from RefSeq and is a predicted model, not a curated record.